UUUACCUUUUGCUCGAAGCAAAAAACCCAUUAAAACUCCGCCACCUCCACACACCUUAUCCUCACAAAACCCCCCACCCAAAAUUCACGAACUCCCGCACCAAUUUCCUCACACACUCUCGCACAAACCAAAACACAAACACUUCAUCUGCAACAAUGGCGACGAAGAAGGAGAUGGAAGUCGUGAAGGGCCUGGAUGUGCAGCGCUACAUGGGACGGUGGUACGAGAUUGCCUCCUUUCCGUCGCGGUUUCAGCCCAAGAGCGGCGAGAACACGCGGGCGACGUACACUCUGAAGGAAGACGGCGCCACCGUGAAUGUUUUGAACGAGACUUGGACCGAUGGGAAGAGGGGGUUCAUCGAGGGCACCGCCUACAAGGCUGACCCGGCGAGCGACGAGGCGAAGCUGAAGGUGAAGUUUUAUGUGCCUCCAUUUCUGCCGAUCAUCCCUGUCGUUGGGGAUUACUGGGUUUUGUUCAUCGAUGAGGAUUAUCAGUAUGCGCUGAUUGGCCAACCUAGCAGGAAUUACCUUUGGAUAUUGAGCAGGCAGCCUCAUCUGGAUGAAGAAAUAUACAACCAGCUGGUUCAGAGGGCGGUGGACGAGGGUUACGACGUGAGCAAACUCCACAAGACGCCGCAGAGCGAGACUCCGCCGGAGUCGGAAGAAGGCCCCAAAGACACCAAGGGCAUCUGGUGGUUCAAAUCCAUCCUCGGAAGAUAGAGAAAAUCCGACAACACCAGUACCACUCCGGUAGAAGUAACGUGUAUGGGGGUUUUGAGAUGUCUGUGUGUAUUUGAAAUAAGAAACAUUUAAGACCCCGUUUGCAACAUGUAGACGGAUUUACUCUAGCAGCGACGUCGUUUUGUUAAUUAUGUUCUUGUACUGUUAUUAAGCACUAAAGUUUCCUUCAGGUUGGUUUUAUUAUGCAUUGUGUGCGUGUGAAUUUUGA
This is a messenger RNA of Malus domestica (apple), 948 nucleotides long. Its product is annotated as temperature-induced lipocalin-1. Lineage: Eukaryota; Viridiplantae; Streptophyta; Magnoliopsida; Rosales; Rosaceae. Gene Ontology annotation, biological process: lipid metabolic process; response to reactive oxygen species. Gene Ontology annotation, cellular component: cytoplasm. The record is from RefSeq and is a predicted model, not a curated record.